Molecule: messenger RNA, 1908 nt
Organism: Vombatus ursinus (common wombat)
Lineage: Eukaryota; Metazoa; Chordata; Mammalia; Diprotodontia; Vombatidae
Gene: HEXA
Product: hexosaminidase subunit alpha
Exons: 14
Coding region: 91-1713 (540 amino acids)
Biological process (GO): carbohydrate metabolic process; glycosaminoglycan metabolic process; ganglioside catabolic process
Cellular component (GO): membrane
Molecular function (GO): beta-N-acetylhexosaminidase activity
Source: RefSeq, a predicted model, not a curated record
CCAGCUUUGGGAGGCUGGGAGGCUGGAAGGCUGUGGGGUUUCAAGCGUCUCGCAGCUGGGCAGUGUCUCCCACUGGGCACUCAGUCCGCGAUGGCCCGGCCGGGGUACGUCGGGGCCCUGCUGCUGCUGCUGUCGCUUCCCCUGCUGGCGGUCAAGAAGCAGGCCCAGACGAGGGAGCAGUUGGGGGCCUACGUGUGGCCGUGGCCGCAGAAGAUCUCCGUGUCCCCCAAUCAGACCUUCGCCCUGACCCCCAGCAGCUUCCACUUCCAGUACUCGGCCUCCUCGGCAGUGCAGCCCGGCUGCUCGGUGCUUGACCAGGCCUUCGUCCGCUACCUUGGCAUCAUCUUCGGGCCGGGGCCCUGGGUCACCCCCAACCAACCAGGACUGAAGCAAACAGUGAAAAGUUCGUUGGAAGUCUUUGUGGCUGUCCCUGGUUGUGACCAGUUUCCUGAAAUGAACUCUGUGGAGAACUACACCCUGACCCUCAGCGAUGACCAUUUCAUCCUGAAAGCUGAUACUGUCUGGGGAGCUCUCAGAGGCCUGGAGACUUUUAGUCAGCUCAUUUGGAGAUCUGCUGAGGGUAUGUUCUGUGUCAAGCGGACAGAAAUUGUAGACUUUCCCCGAUUCCCUCACCGAGGCUUACUGUUGGACACAUCUCGUCAUUACUUGCCACUGCAAGCCAUCCAGGAGACACUGGAUGUCAUGGCAUAUAACAAAUUCAACGUGUUCCACUGGCACAUAGUCGAUGAUCCUUCUUUUCCAUAUGAGAGUAUGACUUUCCCUGAGCUUAGCAGAAAGGGAUCCUACAACCCUGCCACCCACAUCUAUACAACUGGAGAUGUAAAGGCAGUCAUUGAAUAUGCCCGAUUGCGAGGCAUCAGAGUCAUACCAGAGUUUGACACACCAGGGCACACUUUGUCUUGGGGAAAAGGUAUUCCUGGAUUGCUGACGCCUUGCUACUCAGGGGCCACUCCUUCUGGAAGUUAUGGCCCAGUGAAUCCCAUCCUCAACACGACCUAUGAGUUCAUGACUUCAUUCUUCCAAGAGAUCAGCUCAGUUUUCCCAGACUUCUACCUUCACCUUGGAGGAGAUGAGGUUGAUUUCACCUGUUGGCGAUCCAAUCCGGGUAUCCAGGCCUUCAUGAAGGAAAAGGGCUUUGACCGCUAUGAGAAACUGGAAUCUUUCUACAUUCAAAAGCUACUGAACAUUGUAUCUUCCUAUAAAAAGGGCUACAUAGUGUGGCAGGAGGUGUUUGACAAUGAUGUGAAGCUGAGCCCAGACACAGUGGUGCAUGUCUGGAGAGAAUUGGAAACUUUACCUUAUACCAAGGAAAUGCAUGAAGUCACCAAGGCAGGGUACCAUGUCUUGUUGUCUGCUCCCUGGUACCUGAACCACAUCUCCUAUGGGCAAGAUUGGCAGCAAGCCUACAAAGUGGAGCCCCUGAACUUUGAAGGCAGCCCUGAGCAGAAGUCUCUGGUGAUCGGGGGUGAAGCCUGCAUGUGGGGCGAAUAUGUGGAUGUGACAAAUCUGACCCCCAGACUCUGGCCCAGGGCAGGAGCUGUGGCAGAGAGGCUUUGGAGCAGCCAGUCAGUGCAAGAUGUGACUUUGGCAUACGACCGACUGGCAUACUUCCGGUGUGAGCUGCUCAGACGAGGUGUCCGGGCCCAGCCUCUCUAUGUAGGCUACUGUGAGCAUGACUCUUUCCACCACUGAAUGGAGCAAGGUCAUCCUUGAACUCACCCUAGAUAUUUUGAUCACCCAGGGAACUUGGGUCAUGCCAGGCUGGUUCUCUAGCUUAACCUAAGUGGUGAGCAAACCUCUAUGUGCAUCCCUAAGGGCCCCCUGGUGGGGAAGGGGGUGGAGGUCAUGCUGUGAUUCGUGUACAUUAAAGGAUUUUGUGACAAAUUA